AUGGCUAUUCCUUUCAAGGAGGCUCUUUUGCGUCUCGAGAACCGUCGCGUCAAAUCGACGCGGCCCCUCAUCCCCCCUCAGAUCCUGCAAGAGGAUCUCCCACUAACACUUUCUGCGGCCCAGACGGUUCUUGAAGGCCGUAAGGCGACAGAGGCCAUCCUGCGCGGCACUGAUGACCGUCUUAUUGUAGUCGUGGGUCCGUGCUCGGUUCACAAUAUCGAUGCCGCCCUUGAUUACGCGCACAAACUGCGCGCCUACGCAGACGAGGCGAAAGAAGAUCUUCACAUCAUUAUGCGCGUCUACUUCGAAAAGCCCCGAACAACUGUCGGUUGGAAAGGCCUCAUCAAUGACCCCGACAUGAACGGUAGCUUCCAAAUUAACAGAGGCCUCCGGAUGGCCCGCACGCUUCUUCUUGAUGUCGCGAAAUUGGGCCUGCCUGCAGGCUGUGAAUUCCUCGACACAAUUAGCCCGCAAUAUACCGCAGAUUUGGUAUCGUGGGGCGCGAUUGGCGCGCGCACCACGGAGUCGCAGGUACACCGGGAACUUACUUCAGCACUGUCGAUGCCCACGGGCUUCAAAAAUUCAACUGAUGGCGCUGUUGGUGUUGCCAUUGAUGCUUGCCGAGCUGCGCGCUCGGGACAUGUCUUCCUUUCUGUUGGAAAGGAGGGUUUGAGCAGUAUUGUCGAAACUGAGGGUAAUCCGGAUGUGCACGUAAUUCUUCGUGGCGGUGCGAAGGGACCGAACUAUGCUGCAGAGUAUGUUCGAGAUUGCGGCGAGAAACUCGCAAAGGCUGGUCUUCCUCAAAAGAUUAUGAUUGACUGCAGCCACGGAAAUAGCUCCAAACAACAUCGCCGUCAAAUUGAUGUUGCAGAGGACAUCGCCCAACAACUCGAAUCCGGAGAUACUGGAUCAUUCAUCAUGGGUGUGAUGCUCGAAUCAAAUAUUGUCGAAGGUCGCCAAGAUAUCCCUGCUGCCGGUCCUGUCGGGCUCAAAUACGGCCAAUCGGUUACUGAUGCAUGCAUCUCUUGGGAGGCCACUGUCCCUGUCCUGGACAGAUUGCGGGAGGGUGUCCGGGGCCGCCGUAACGCAGUCUGGAAAGCAGCGCGAGGCAUCAAUGCCGGGAGUGAGAUCAAGGAGAACUAG
Molecule: messenger RNA, 1143 nt
Organism: Heterobasidion irregulare TC 32-1
Lineage: Eukaryota; Fungi; Basidiomycota; Agaricomycetes; Russulales; Bondarzewiaceae
Exons: 6
Coding region: 1-1143 (380 amino acids)
Biological process (GO): aromatic amino acid biosynthetic process
Cellular component (GO): cytoplasm
Molecular function (GO): 3-deoxy-7-phosphoheptulonate synthase activity
Source: RefSeq, a predicted model, not a curated record